Messenger RNA from Nanorana parkeri, 2040 nucleotides. RefSeq names its product syntrophin alpha 1 (gene SNTA1). Lineage: Eukaryota; Metazoa; Chordata; Amphibia; Anura; Dicroglossidae. The transcript is spliced from 8 exons. The record is from RefSeq and is a predicted model, not a curated record. Gene Ontology annotation, cellular component: neuromuscular junction; intracellular anatomical structure; dystrophin-associated glycoprotein complex. Bases 50 to 1489 code for a protein of 479 amino acids. Gene Ontology annotation, molecular function: protein binding; structural molecule activity.
CUUCUGUCUCCCCCUCCCUUCCAUCAAUCCCUCUCCGGGCUCACUGACCAUGGCUUCCCCAGCUAGGACUGCCAGGAGCGGCUUGCUGGAGCUGCGGAGCCCCGGGGAGCUCUGGAGCCGGAUCUUGCUUCUGCUGGGCGAGGAGACUCUGAGCUUCACCCCGGAGCCGGAGAGCGGGGCACCCGAGGAGAAAGCGGUGAAUGGGGGGGAUCCGGCUGGAGGGGUCCCGGACUCCAUCGUCAACCUGCGGAGGACUGUCAGGGUGGUGAAGCAGGAGGCUGGAGGUCUGGGGGUCAGCAUCAAGGGCGGAAGGGAAAACAAGAUGCCCAUCCUCAUCUCCAAGAUCUUCAAGGGAUUGGCUGCCGACUUGACGGGCGCUCUUUAUGUGGGGGACGCCAUUUUGUCCGUGAAUGGGGUCGACUUAAGCGACGCCACCCAUGAUGACGCCGUGCAAGCUCUGAAGAAGACCGGCAAAGAGGUGGUGCUGGAAGUAAAGUACAUGAAGGAGAUAUCCUCCUUUUUCAAAGGUCCUAACCUUGGUGGCCCAGGGAGCUGGGAUAAUGUACCGCCAGUCCUGCCACAGAAGAGGGGUUCACCAGCUCUGCCUUCCCGGGAUGUAAAGGAUGGGAAGAGCAUUCCGCUGAAGAUGUGUUAUGUUUCCCGCACCUUCUUGCCUGCUGACCCAGAGCUCAGAUAUCUCGAGAUUUGUUCUGCAGACGGUAGAGAUGUUCUCUUCCUUCGAGCAAAGGAUGCAGGGACAGCCCAGUCAUGGUUCAGUGCCAUUCACACUAAUGUCAGCGCUCUGAUGCCACGAGUCCGGGAAGAAAUCAAACAGAUCCUGGCCAAGGAGGUCAAACACAUGGGCUGGCUGACAGAACAGCUGCCACCAGAGGGAAAGAGGAACCUUGUGGCCAUUCUUACAGAGAAAGAUUUCCUCUUGUACAACAGCCUCCCGCACACCAGAGACGGGUUCAGUAAACCAGCAUUCUGCCACCCGCUCAUUGCCACCAGGCUUGUACACUCCGGGCCCCCCAAGAGUUCACUGCAAUACGACACAGAGCUGGCCUUUGCUCUUCGCUCCGGCACACAGAAGGGGGUGGAAACUCACUUGUUUAGCGUGACAAUGCCUAGAGAGCUGGCGGAGUGGACCCGGGCAUUAGUAGAUGGAUGUCACAAUGCAGCUGAGCUUAUACAAGAGGUGACUACAGCCUGCACAUGGGGCGGAAAAGAGUGUGCACUCUCUAUACACAUCGACAAAGGAUUCACACUAUUCACAGAGGAGCCUGGACUCAACAGAAUCGUUCACCUUCAUAAACCCUUUGAGAAGCUAAGAAUGUCUUCUGACGACGGUGCCAGGAUGUUGUUUCUGGACUUUGGCAACCCCGAUGGUGAACUUCAACUGGAUCUUCAUUCUUGCCCCAAAACCAUCGUCUUCAUCAUUCACUCGUUCUUGUCAGCCAAGAUGUCUCGCAUGGGUUACCUACCAUAAAGAAGAGCUCCGGGGAUGUCCUACAGAGAACCAAAGUAGUACAUGCACUAAUCCACUCAUAAAUGAAAAGAUCUUCUUGGGUUGCCAUAGCCAUCCCGGAAACAACUGUCAGCUCUGAAAUAGCCGCUGCCACAGUUGUUGCUGUGUAAUACGAUACACUUUAACCCUGUGUUAUCUGGUGCCAAUACCUCUCACAGCAACGUAGUGCCUUACAUGUAGUUUUAUGUAACGGUUUGAUGCACAGAUAUGAAGAGAGCAGGCACUUUAUCGUUCCUGUUUCAUCAAGAAGGAGAUCUCGGUGCCUUCAGCUGUUUUCUUCAAACGUUGUAGAUAGAGCUGUAAUAUACAACACUGGGUCCUAAGCUGUAUUCUUAUUUCUACAUCUGACUUAAAACAUUUUUUUUUGUGCGUUAUAAUUAUAUAUAUAUAUUAUAUAUGUAUAUUCAUAAGAAGAAUUCAAAUAAGAUAUAUUUAGUUUUUAGUAGAGUUGGAAAAAAAAAGAAAUUGAUGAGAUGGUGUCUGUUUUGUUAUUCCACAUUGGUCUAAAGCUG